AUGGAAAGAGGUGAAGGGAGCCGCAAGUUUCCUGGCGGAGAAGAACCUAACACCAAAAACGCCUCUAACAACGAUAAUUCUCCUGCUGAUGUUGGACCUAGUAGUGGUCCGUUGAAAAGAGGACGUGGCCGACCUAAGGGCUCGCAAAACUCCAAGAAGUCGAAGCAGAGUGACAGACUGAUAAAAUGGGUUCCUCUCUUUCAAGGCAGUAUUAAUAAAGUAAAUCAAGAAACCGGAAACGAUGAACUUGUGAGUAGCUUGAUGAUGCGAUUCAACGCUGUAAGAAGGCGUCUGAGCCAAGUUAAGAAUGUCCGAGUCCCCAUUGGUACUAACUUCAUGAAAGUUGAAGACAGCGGAGAGGAGAAAAGAUUAGCUAUUAGUGUUGUCUCUUCGGGAAAGAAUGCUGACGAAGCUCAAGAUCCCGAUAGCUUGAUCUAUACAGGGUUUGGUGGUCAAGAAUCUGAUCAGAAGCUUGAUAGGAUGAAUCUUUCGUUAGAGGAAGCUCUGAAGAAAAAAAGUGUUGUAAGGGUUAUAAGAGCCGUGGAAGAUGAAAAAAGGUCGCAAGGUAAUGUAUACAUAUACGAUGGGCUUUAUUCCAUCACAGAAAUGUGGGAAGAGAAAAGUUCAAGUGGUUUCAAGGUAUUCAAAUUCAGAUUGGUGAGGCAGGCUGAUCAGAAACCCGCCUUUGGACUAUGGAAAUCGAUAGAGCAAUGGAAGAAAGAGUUGGUUACAAGACCAGGUCUUGUUCUUGAAGAUCUCUCUAAUGGAGCUGAGAAUCUAAAGGUUUCUCUGGUGAAUGAAGUUGAUGACGAGAAGGGUCCUUCCUCUUUUAGUUAUAUCACUUCUCUGAAGCACACAGUCAUUGAUGUUCCACCUAUGGUUGAUUUAUGCACUUGUCGACCUAAAUCCUGUUGUUCGAGGGAUGAUUUCUCUGAGGUGAUUAGUCGUCCUGCUAUACCGUUUUUGAUAAGUGCAAAGAAAUCAGGAAAUGUGGCUCGUUUUAUGAACCAUAGUUGCUCUCCCAACGUUAUGUGGCAACCAAUUUCUCGUGAAGAAAAGGGUGUAUGGUGUAUUCACAUUGGGUGUUUCGCUAUAAAGCAUAUUCCUCCAUUAAUGGAGUUGACGUAUGAUUAUGGAGCAUUUACAGGAUAUGGGAAGAGGAAAACUUGUCUAUGUAGAUCAAAGAAAUGCAGUGGCUCAUUUUGA
Messenger RNA from Eutrema salsugineum, 1206 nucleotides. RefSeq names its product putative inactive histone-lysine N-methyltransferase family member SUVH10. The coding region runs from base 1 to 1206 and encodes 401 amino acids. The transcript is spliced from 3 exons. Gene Ontology annotation, molecular function: protein binding. The record is from RefSeq and is a predicted model, not a curated record. Lineage: Eukaryota; Viridiplantae; Streptophyta; Magnoliopsida; Brassicales; Brassicaceae.